This is a messenger RNA of Theileria equi strain WA, 859 nucleotides long. RefSeq lists its product as hypothetical. The transcript is spliced from 7 exons. The record is from RefSeq and is a predicted model, not a curated record. Lineage: Eukaryota; Apicomplexa; Aconoidasida; Piroplasmida; Theileriidae. Bases 21 to 842 code for a protein of 273 amino acids.
CCGCACAUUUCUAAAGUUACAUGAAACUCAAGAAAUUGACAUUCCAUUACUAUCUGUAUUUCUUGUAUUCAAAUGCAGUUCAUGCUUCUUCGCGAGAUGAUACCUCUCUCUCUCAAAACAAUGCUGCUGCAAACAUAUCGAGAGAUUUAACAGAACUAUCUGAUAAUAUUAGUGAACUAAUGGAAAACUCGGGUGGUAAUACCAAACAAAGUGAAGCACAGGGUAAUACAAGUAGUAGUAAGUAUGAAGAUAUAUUCACCGAAGAAAUAAAAAAAGAGCAAGCGGAAGCCAAUAGACAAUAUGAUGCAUUUGAGAAUGAAUCAACAAAAGGGCUAGAUCUAAUCACAUAUGUUACAAAGGAGCUAAAGGUAUUCUGGUACACAGGGCAAUGUAAAAGGAAUUAUGGAGAGAAAUGUCCCAAAGAUUGGAACUAUAAAGGUGAAAAUAUUUGUUCUGCACCGGAAGGAUAUAAUGGACAAUGUAAUACCGUUAAAGACUUUAGCAAUCUGGAAAUAUACGAAAAGAAGGAAUUUGCCUGGAAAUGCGUAGCAGAAUGGCCAUGCACGAGUGAAACUCUUCUGGAAGAAGACUUUCAAUGUCCAGCUGAAUGGGUACCAAUAGAAAACAAUUUAUGCCUUGCACCACAGGAUUAUAGAGGAAAGUGUCCCCCUAUAAUGGAUUUUUCGAGAUUCAAUAAAUCAGAAAAGGCAGAACUGGAGCAAAGAUGUCAAGUCCGAUGGAAGAGAUUAGAACAACUAACCAAAGUUGGAGAAAGUCUCUUGUAUAGUAUCAAGAUGAAACUCAAUGGUGCGAUAAGGGAUGGCAUUAUUUAUCAGAUUUAGCACUAUCUUCAAGAUUU